Haemonchus placei is the source of this 717-nucleotide messenger RNA. Lineage: Eukaryota; Metazoa; Nematoda; Chromadorea; Rhabditida; Trichostrongylidae. The record is from the annotation of a GenBank genome assembly.
AUGUACGAGCAAUUGUAUGAGGAUGGAAUUCUCAUAAACGUGUCCGAUGAAUCCUGCGGGCAGAGCCACGCGGACAUCGGGAGAGCCAUAGUGCUCCCGCAAAGUGAAAGUGCCACAAGCGGCAAUAGAAACUUAACUUUGAGCCUUCGUUACGUUUAAUGAGAGCAUGUGCUCUCGCUUCAGAUCGCUCUAAUGCUGAUUGGUUUUCGCGCAGAGAAACAGAGAGAGCUCGAAUUUGUUCGCGGGCUUCCAAAAGGUCGUGAGACUGAUCACGACGAGCUGAAUAUAGCUCAGAUGAUGGAGAAGAAUGAGGCACAUGACGGUCAAGCGAACGAGAACGCACAUUAUAGGAAGGGGUACCUGUAGGCCUGCGCUGAUUCCGUGGCGAUGGGCAUUGUCGAGCGAAGUGUCCGGUGCCUCCACAGUUGUAGCAGGGUUGAGCUGGUCCUCCUUGAGUGUCUCGAGAGUAGCCACCGUUGCGCUGCCUCUUUGAAACCGCUUGUUCAAACGACAAUGGGUUAUCAAGUUUGACAUAAUACCUGAUAUCUGGACGAAGGCGUGCGACAAACUCCUCCAAGACACGCUCCUUCUGGGUAGCUGGAUCCUGUCCUGUGGUGGCCUGUUUGUUGCUUACAAGCAGACAGGGCUUGCCGCGCCAUGUACCUGUGCUGGGGACCCUCAAACGACUUCCUGAGGUGGGCGACGAUCGCGUCGUAG